This is a messenger RNA of Lottia gigantea (owl limpet), 1116 nucleotides long. RefSeq lists its product as hypothetical. The transcript has 6 exons. Gene Ontology annotation, molecular function: GTPase activity; GTP binding; magnesium ion binding. Lineage: Eukaryota; Metazoa; Mollusca; Gastropoda; Lottiidae. The record is from RefSeq and is a predicted model, not a curated record. The coding region runs from base 1 to 1116 and encodes 371 amino acids. Gene Ontology annotation, cellular component: mitochondrion.
AUGUUUAGUAACAAAUACUUUAAGUACCUAAUUGUCAGAGUAAGAAAUGGUGUGCAAGUGUUUGAUUACACAGCGAAAGCCUUGAAGCCUCACAAGCCAAAAGGAGUUGAAACUAAGGUUAAACAUUUUAUUGAUUACUGUAAGACUAAAGUUAUUGGUGGUGCUGGGGGAAAUGGUUGUAUGUCAUUAUCAAGAGUUGAUAAAAAUGAAUUUGCUGGUCCUGAUGGAGGCAAUGGUGGAAAUGGAGGCCAUGUAAUAUUUCAAGCAAGUACAAAUGUCAAAUCCUUAUCUCACUUAUGGCCUAUCAUGAAAGGGAAAAAUGGUAAAAAGGGUGCUAAUAGAUGUUGCCAUGGUAAAAAUGCUCCUCACACCUAUAUUCAAGUGCCAUUAGGAACAGUGUUGAAAUCAGAAACUGGUGAAACAUUAUGUUAUCUAGAUAAUCUAGAUGGCUAUUUUAUUGCUGGUAGAGGGGGGGCUGGUGGAAAAGGAAAUGCUUUCUUUGCUUCUAGCACUUUUACUACUCCCAGGAUCGCUGAAAAUGGUGCUAAAGGAGAAGAGAGAGUUGUACAUGUAGCCAUGAAUACUAUGGCAUAUGCUGGAUUGAUAGGCUUUCCAAAUGCUGGUAAAUCAACAUUAUUACGAGCUAUAUCUAGAGCUAGGCCCAAGGUAGCAGAGUAUGCUUUUACAACCUUAAACCCACAUAUAGGCAUGGUAAUAUAUGAUGAUCAAAAACAAAUAUCAGUUGCUGACAUUCCAGGUCUGAUUGAAGGUUCACAUGAAAAUAGAGGUUUAGGAAUAGACUUUCUACGACAUAUAGAUCGUUGUUCUUGUUUACUGUUUGUGAUAGAUCUUUCUCGUGAAGAGCCAUGGACACAGUUAGAUUUAUUAAAAUAUGAGUUAGAGCAGUAUCAGAAAGGUUUGUCAAAAAGAUCCCAUGCUGUAAUUGGUAAUAAAAUAGAUAUACCUGGUGCUGAAGACAAUUUGGUUAGUCUUAGGGAACAUGUAAAUCUACCUGUAAUAGGUAUAUCUGGUAAAUAUGAAAUAGGAAUUGAUGAAUUAUUGACUCAUUUACGUGAGAUGUAUGAUGAAUACCUUGGAAAUGACGACACAUCUUGA